AUGUCUGGGGCUGCAAGGAACGUCACAUUCACCCCGCUGGCGGGGGACCGCUUGGAGUUGAAGCGCAGCCGCGAUGCGAUUCCGACGAGUCUCGUCAUCGACAACACAUGCCGUGUGUACAUCACGCAGAUCCCUCUUGAGCGCAUCGAGCGGGACGGCGCCAACGCCCUUCGCGCCGAGUUUGAGGCCUUCGGCCCGGUCGAGUCGUACAAGAUGUUCACGGAGAAGUCUGGUCGCUUCAUUGGGAGUGUGCUCUGCACAUACCGCAACCCUGCCGACGCCAGCAUGGCGGUGCAGAAGAUGGACGGCAUGGCGGUCGAUAGCAGCGUGCUGAAGGUGUCGCUGUCGCGCGACCACGGCGUCGUGCUGCUGCACCAGUCGGGUGGCAAAGGCCGGCGUGGCUUUGACAACGACGACGACGACGACGGCGAUGACGACGGUGACGGCAAGUGGAAGCACGACAGGUACCACGCCAUCAUCGCGGGGGCCGGUGACGACGAGGCGACGACGGGCACGCACGGCUACCGCCGCGGU
Trypanosoma grayi is the source of this 534-nucleotide messenger RNA. RefSeq names its product putative RNA-binding protein. The record is from RefSeq and is a predicted model, not a curated record. NCBI's taxonomy places the organism in Eukaryota, Euglenozoa, Kinetoplastea, Trypanosomatida, Trypanosomatidae. The transcript has a single exon. The annotation marks the transcript as partial. Gene Ontology annotation, molecular function: RNA binding.